GUUUGGGAUGAAGAAGCCCGUGAUCGUGAAUGAUAGCUACAGAAAGAGAACCAUAAGAGAAGAAUCAAACAAAAUUCCAAUCAAAACCCAUGUUCAACGUGGGUUCAAGUUUUAACCUUUAAUCAUUUUAGACCUGGUUCUGCACUUCCUUUUUUUAUUUGGUCCCCUUUAGCUAUUCCUCUAUACAUCCGUCUCCCUUUCCUCUUUCAUCGUUAAUUAUGAAUGACCCACAAUCGCAAAAACCAUUAUGUCUAAGCUAUGUUGCUUUUUGUGCACAAUUACAUUCCUUCACCUUUCCAAAUUUGUCAUUUCAGAACGCGAGCUACUACCAACGCCACCAUUACCAAUCCUUCCACUACCUUCAUUUUCCCAAUUGAAAUGGCAACAGAGGGAGCUCAUCAUGUUCCUCCAUUUUGGAGUCAAUACCUUCACCGACUCCGAGUGGGGCACUGGCUAUGAGAAUCCGGCCAUAUUUAACCCGGUUGGGCUCGAUGCCAACCAAUGGGUCGAUACAACAGCUGAAGCAGGAAUCUCCCUAAUGAUACUAACAGCAAAACACCACGACGGGUUCUGCUUGUGGCCUAGUAAAUACACUCAUCAUUCUGUGGCUAGGAGUCCAUGGAAGAACGGCCAUGGAGAUGUCGUUGAAGAACUUGUGAAUGCAGCCAAGAAUCAUGGUGGCAUUGACGUGGGAUUGUAUCUUUCUCCUUGGGAUCGACACGAUAGAAGAUAUGGACACGAUUUGCCAUACAACGAGUACUACGUGGCCCAGUUGCAAGAGCUACUAAACAAGUAUGGAGAUGUGAGAGAGAUAUGGUUUGAUGGAGCCAAGGGUUCAAAUGUACCAAAUAUGUCAUAUUACUUCUCAGAUUGGUUUGCAAUGGUGAAAGAGUUGCAGAAUUCCAUCAAUAUAUUCUCUGAUGCAGGUCCUGAUAUCAGAUGGGUCGGAAAUGAAAAUGGAUUUGCGGGAAAUACAUGCUGGUCCACCAUUAAUCGGACUUCUCUUUCAAUCGUGAAUGCUAGUAUUGAUUAUCUCAACGCUGGUGAUCCAAAAGGGACAGAUUGGCUACCAGCAGAGUGUGAUGCUUCCAUCCGAAAGGGAUGGUUUUGGCAUAAAUCUCAGUCACCCAAGAAGCUAAGCAAGCUACUUGAUAUCUACUACAACUCUGUUGGACGAAAUUGUGUACUAUUGCUCAAUGUGCCACCUAAUUCAACUGGUCUAAUAUCUGAGUCUGAUGUUCAAAGAUUGAAGGAAUUUGGAACCGCAAUUGACACAAUUUUUGGUACUAAUUUGGCGGAGAAAUGCUUUAUAAAAGUUAGUAGCCAGAGAGGAGGUAAAGAUGGUGUUUUUGGACCAGAAAAUGUGAUAGAUAGUGACCAUUUGUGGACAUAUUGGGUUCCAAGAGAUAAAGAGAAAGAGGAUAGUUGGAUUGAGAUUAGAUGCAAUAAAGAGUUAAGAUUUAACGUCAUUAGGAUUCAAGAAGCAAUUGGUCUUGGCCAGAGGAUCAAACGGCAUGAAGUUUAUGUAGAUGGGAAGAAGGUUGCUGAAGGGACUACAGUGGGGUACAAGAGGCUCCACAAGCUUGAAAAGAAAGUUGUUUAUGGCCAAAUUGUGAGGAUUAAGUUCUUGGAGUCAAGAGGAGUGCCAUUGAUUUCUUCCAUAGGUUUGCACUAUGAUCCUUUUUAGCUUUUUUAAAUUAUAACCCAAAAUGAGUAAUAACUUCGGUGAUAAAGAAUGGCUUGUAGCCUGUAGGCUUGUGCUUUAGCUCGUCCUUCUUCCAGCUUUUGGUUUGUCUUUAAUGUCGAGAUGCCCUUGUCCCAAUGUCCACAAGGACAAUGAUAGAAACAUGGCCAGAAAAGCACAUGCAAAUGAGAUUUUCUUGAAUUGCAGAAA
Hevea brasiliensis (rubber tree) is the source of this 1894-nucleotide messenger RNA. Its product is annotated as alpha-L-fucosidase 1-like. Gene Ontology annotation, cellular component: lysosome. The record is from RefSeq and is a predicted model, not a curated record. Gene Ontology annotation, biological process: fucose metabolic process; glycoside catabolic process. NCBI's taxonomy places the organism in Eukaryota, Viridiplantae, Streptophyta, Magnoliopsida, Malpighiales, Euphorbiaceae. Bases 248 to 1687 code for a protein of 479 amino acids. Gene Ontology annotation, molecular function: alpha-L-fucosidase activity. The transcript is spliced from 3 exons.